UGCGCUCUGAUUGGUUACAAUCUCAGCUAGCUGUCCGGGUUUGGCGGCUUGACAGCUGUCACCGGUACACCGAGGUCAUAAGGAGAGAAGCAUGGCUGCGUUGGCUAGAGCGUCUCGAUAUGUGUUCAGGUGGAAUAAACAAGUCGACCCUACCUUCGCGCUGUCAACACGAUCGAUGGCCUCGAAGACGCCCGUGGGAUUCGUUGGACUGGGUAACAUGGGCAGUCCCAUGGCCACAAACCUGUUAAAGAAUGGUUAUCCUGUCAUCGCCACUGACGUCUUCCCAGGAUCUUGCAAAGAGAUACAAGAUUUGGGUGCACAUGUGGUGGACUCUCCAGCAGACGUGGCUGAUAAAUCAGACCGCAUCAUCACCAUGCUGCCAUCCAGUCCCGAUGUCAUAGACGUCUUCACAGGCCCAAGCGGCAUCCUAAAAAAAGUGAAGAAAGGGACGCUGUUGAUCGACUCAUCCACCAUCGAUCCUGCUGUCUCUAAGGAGAUGUCAGUAGCUGCAGAGAAGAUGGGUGCUGUGUUCAUGGACGCCCCAGUGUCUGGAGGUGUCGGAGCUGCCAGUUUGGCCAAACUGACCUUCAUGGUGGGGGGGCCAGAGGAGGAAUUCAACGCUGCCCAGGAGCUGCUCAGCUGCAUGGGAGCUAAUGUUGUGUACUGUGGACAGGUGGGGACGGGACAGGCUGUAAAGCUGUGUAACAACAUGCUGUUGGCCAUUGGGAUGAUUGGGACUGCAGAAACCAUGAACCUUGGCAUCAGGUUGGGUUUGGACCCCAAGCUACUGGCGAAGAUCCUGAACAUGUCUUCAGGUCGAUGCUGGUCCAGCGACACCUACAACCCAGUUCCCGGGGUGAUGGAAGGCGUUCCUUCUGCCAACAACUACCAGGGUGGCUUCGUAACCACGCUGAUGGCCAAGGAUCUCGGUCUGGCACAAAACACCGCCACCAGCACGAAGACCCCCAUCCCUCUGGGCUCCCUGGCCCACCAGAUCUAGAGUCAUGGGCUCGCGCGGCUACGCUAACAAGGACUUCUCAUCCGUCUUCCAGUUCCUGCGUGAGGAGGAGGGACAGUGAAAGGAUGGGGGAGGAUGGUGGGACAGGACCGCUGUCAUAGACGUUCACACAAACCUCAGAACCACCCCUGUGUCCCUUAACCCAGAAUGCUCAGGAGAGACUCACGGCCUUGUUCCAGGAGCUGACGUCUAAUUAUCGUACUGGGUUCUGACACACGCGUCCUUGUUGCAUUAGAUAUAUAUUUUUAUAAUUCUCGUCACGGUGCUCUCUACAUGGAGAAAAUGCCAAAACGGACCUAUAAUUAAUAUUUAUGACAGGAAAAGUCGACUUUUCUCUGUUGUGUUUAGAACGGCCAGUUAACGAGGUGGAGCGAGGCUCUGCAGGUUUACACGUAACUAUGCAAACUUCUAUAAUGUUGUUCAGGGGCAUUUGAGGAAAGGCUCCAGGUAAAAGGUGCAGGUGUUGGACAGAUGUAUAACAGCGGAGGUUAUGAUGUGUGCUCAAAUGUGAGUAAACGGGUUUCCUGGUCUCUCUUCUCAUUUAAAGAGACGGUUUGACCCAACUCUGCUUCAGAAAACCCGGAGUGUCCCUUUAAUAAGUCAUAAUCCUCUAGCCCGUGUUGUAUGCUCCAACAUGCUGUGAAAUAAAUCCAGGUAUUUUUCUA
Molecule: messenger RNA, 1683 nt
Organism: Nothobranchius furzeri (turquoise killifish)
Lineage: Eukaryota; Metazoa; Chordata; Actinopteri; Cyprinodontiformes; Nothobranchiidae
Gene: hibadha
Product: 3-hydroxyisobutyrate dehydrogenase a
Biological process (GO): L-valine catabolic process
Cellular component (GO): mitochondrion
Molecular function (GO): NAD binding; NADP binding; 3-hydroxyisobutyrate dehydrogenase activity
Source: RefSeq, a predicted model, not a curated record